UGCGUUUACACAGGCCUAUAGAUUUGAAACGAAAGUAAAACUAUAAUAGCCAAGAUGCAAGCCCUCUUAGUUCUUCUCUUCGCCGCCGUGACCCAGGCCAGUCUUGCUCCAUUCUACAGAGUUGAGCCCAACAUUCCCGGCCAGUACAUCGUUGCUCUCGAGGAUAGCGUCGAUGUCGGCAGAUUCGCAACUUCUAUCAAGACAGGAACUGUUCGCAAGACUCUCACCGGUAUCAUCAACGCAGUUGUUCUCACUCUCGAUGAUAAUUUACUAGAUAUCGUGCGUGGACUGAAUGGAGUUCGCUAUAUCGAAGAGGAUGGACUAGCUACUGUACUUGGUAGCCGAGAUCCUGUUCAAUACUGGGGACUUGAUCGUAUCGGACAGAGAACCAUGCCUCUAGAUGUGAACAUCACUUUUUCUGGUACCGGAAGCGGUGCAAAUGUGUUCAUCGUCGAUACCGGAAUCCAAUACAAUCAUGAAGACUUUGACGGAAGGGCACAUGAAUUCUUUGAUUACGAGACUUCAGGUAAUGGUGCAGAUUGUCAUGGACACGGUACUCACUGCGCAGGAACUGCAGGAGGAACGUAUAGUGGUGUCGCCGUCGAUACCAACCUGUACAGUGUUCGUGUGAUGACUUGCAGGGGAAGCGGGAGUUAUAGCAACAUCAUUGCUGGUUUAAACGCUGUGGCAGACUCUGCCUUGACAAAGAAGGUUGCUUCCAUGUCUAUUGGCGGAGGUUAUUCACUUGCUCUUAAUAACGCAGUUCAAAGUGCCGUCGAUAACGAUGUUGUUGUUGUUGUAGCAGCCGGCAACGACAACGCUGAUGCCUGCAACUAUUCUCCAGCUUCUGCAGCAAGCGCUGUCACAGUUGGAGCAACCCGCAAAUCAAUUGACGGCCAAAGCGAUCUCAGAUCCUCUUUCUCCAACUAUGGCACAUGUCUGGAUAUCUUUGCUCCUGGCUCCAGUAUUAACAGUGCUAAGUAUGAUAGUUCCAAAGACAAAUACACAUCGAUGAGUGGUACCAGCAUGGCAUGUCCUCAUGUUGCAGGAGCUGCUGCAGUUAUUAGGGGGAAUGCUGACAUGUCUCCAAGUUCGGUGACUGGUAAACUGAUCGAUAAUGCAACCCCAGACCAAAUCACUAGCCCUGGAACCGGUAGCCCAAAUCUUUUGCUCUAUGUUGCAUAGAUGAUUCCCAAAACUGCUAACCACCUUCCUUUUCAAUUAUUCGUUUCCCAAAAGCCCUAAAAUGUUGAAUAUUCAAC
This is a messenger RNA of Lytechinus pictus (painted urchin), 1262 nucleotides long. RefSeq names its product aqualysin-1-like. Gene Ontology annotation, biological process: proteolysis. The transcript has 8 exons. The record is from RefSeq and is a predicted model, not a curated record. Lineage: Eukaryota; Metazoa; Echinodermata; Echinoidea; Temnopleuroida; Toxopneustidae. The coding region runs from base 55 to 1185 and encodes 376 amino acids. Gene Ontology annotation, molecular function: serine-type endopeptidase activity.